AUGUCCAAGUUCUGGGCCCCCGCUCCGGCUCCCCCCACCCGCCUGGGCAACUACCGUCAGCUCUCCCCGCUCGCCGGCAUCCACGUCUCGCCGCUCUGUCUGGGCGCGAUGAGCAUCGGUGACAAGUGGGAAAAGUUCGCGUUCGGGGCGAUGGACAAGGCGUCGAGCUUCAAGCUGCUCGACGCGUUCUACGACAGGGGCGGCAACUUCAUCGACACCGCGAACGCGUACCAAGACGAGUCUUCGGAGGAGUUCAUCGGGGAGUGGAUGGAGCAGCGUGGCAUCCGCGACCAGAUGGUCAUUGCGACGAAGUACACGACCAACUACAAACGCGGGGACGAUACCAUCCCACAGAAAGCCAACUAUAUUGGCAACAACAUCAAGUCCAUGGCGCUCUCCCUCGAGGCGUCCCUCAAGAAGCUCCGGACUAACUACGUCGACAUCCUCUACCUCCACUGGUGGGACUGGACCACCUCGGUCGAGGAGGUCAUGAACGGACUCCACAACCUUGUCGUGUCUGGGAAGGUCCUCUACCUUGGAAUAUCUGACACCCCGGCGUGGAUCGUCGCGAAGGCGAACCAGUACGCACGCCUUACAGGCAAGACCCCUUUCGUCAUCUACCAAGGCGCGUGGAGCAUCCUCCAGCGUGACUUCGAGCGCGAUAUCAUCCCCAUGGCGCUCUCGGAGGGCCUCGCGCUCGCCCCAUGGAACGUCCUCCAGGCAGGGCGCAUCCGGUCGGACGAGGAAGAGGAGAAGCGACGCGAGACCGGCGAGAAAGGACGCAUGUCCAGCCGCCCCGACUGGGAGCGUACCGCGGACGAACGCAAGGUCUGCCUGGCGCUCGAGGAGGUCGCGAAGCAGGUCGGGGUCAAGUCGGUGCAGGCGGUUGCGAUCGCGUACGUGAUGCAAAAGGUGCCGUACGUGUUCCCGAUCAUCGGCGGACGCAAGGUCGAGCACCUCGACGCCAACCUGGAGGCGCUCGACGUCGCGCUCAGCGAGGAGCAGAUCAAGUACCUCGAGGGCGUCCUGCCGUUCGACAAGGGCUUCCCGCACAACUUUGUGGGUGACGGCGAGUCGUACAUCGUGCUCAUGAAGAACGCGGCUCAGUUCGAGAAGUGGCCGCGCCAACAGGCCAUCCGUCCAAGCAAGAACUGA
Messenger RNA from Epithele typhae, 1155 nucleotides. Its product is annotated as Aldo/keto reductase. The transcript has 5 exons. The record is from RefSeq and is a predicted model, not a curated record. NCBI's taxonomy places the organism in Eukaryota, Fungi, Basidiomycota, Agaricomycetes, Polyporales, Epitheliaceae. Bases 1 to 1155 code for a protein of 384 amino acids.